Molecule: messenger RNA, 1617 nt
Organism: Heterobasidion irregulare TC 32-1
Lineage: Eukaryota; Fungi; Basidiomycota; Agaricomycetes; Russulales; Bondarzewiaceae
Exons: 6
Coding region: 1-1617 (538 amino acids)
Source: RefSeq, a predicted model, not a curated record
AUGAUUUCCGCCUCCAACGAAAAGCCCCCCUCUCGCCUCAACCAGCGCACCUUCGGCGUCACAAAUCGCAUAUGGCUCAUCAUAUCCCUCUUCCUCUCCCUCAUCGCCCUCACUCGCUUCAUCUUGCCCUCUAGUCCCGCCGACAACUACUACUACCGCCACCACUCGCACUCCUAUGCCGCACACCUGAAGCCGACAAACUACCUCAACAUUUCGGAGGAGGUUGGCGAAACCCCGUUCGAGUUCUGCCCCACGUUUGGUCCUGGCGAUGAGCUUGCCGCGAAGCAUGGUGCUCUGGCAGUGUCAAAGAGCUGGUUGCAUCUUGGCAGUGGGGCGCGCGUGCAGAAGGUCAUUCACAAAGCAAUGCUCGGCCAACCCGUGACUAUCAGCAUCAUUGGCGGCUCAGUAUCGGCAUGUCACGGCGCCGGCGACGACCCCAUAGCAUCCGACUGCUAUCCAUCCCGUUUCUUCAACUGGUGGAACAGCAUCUUCCCCCACCCUGCCUCCGAGCUCACCAACGGCGCCAUGCGGCGCACCAACUCGGAGUAUUUCUCCUUUUGCAACGCCCACCACUUACCAGACUACACCGACCUCGUCGUCAUCGAGCUCGACACCGACGACAGAGCUGAUCGCUCGACGCUCGACAACUUCGAGCUCCUCGUGCGCUCCAUCCUGCUCCGCCCAGACUCGCCCGCCGUCAUCAUCCUCGGCCACUUCAGUCCCCAAGUCCACCAGCAAAACGGCUUCGCGGGGCCUGACCACUGGCACAGCGUCGUGUCUCAAUUCUACGACGUCCCCCACAUAAGCACGAAAUGGGCCCUGUACCCGAUGUACAUCACCUCGCCCGCGUCUAUCGACCGCUACUACACCGACCCCAUCCUCGCCAACCCCGCCGGCCACGCGCUCAUCGCCGACAUCCUCAUCGCCUACGUACAGUCCCAGAUCUGUGUCACCUGGUCCGCCGCAACCGGCAAAGCGUACGAGGGCGGCGGCAGCACGCUCCCCGUGUACUACGCCCUCGGCGGUGGCGGCGACGCGCCGAAGCAGCCGACCGACGCGCGUGGGCUCUUCGGCGGCAAGGGCCUCCGCAAGGGCGACCUACGCGUCCCGCCGGCGCGGAUCGCUUCGCUGCCCGCCGACCUGCAGGCGCGCGGGCUCGAGGAGGUCGCGCCGGCGUGCGUGUCCGCGAACGACCUGAUUAACCCGCUCCCAUCGUCACUCUUCUACGGCUCGGGCUGGCACGCGUUCCACCCGCCCGCAGGGAGCGCGGCGGCGGGCGCCGCCGCGGGGAGCACGGCGCACUACUUCUACUCGACGCUGCCGACGAGCCGGCUGCGCGUGCCGGUUACGGUCGGCGCGGGCGAUGUCGGGGUGUAUUACGUGCGGGAGCCGCGGACGGUCGUUGGGGCGGGGAGCGAGGUCGAGUGCUGGGUGGACGACAACUUCGCGGGGCGCAAGGAGAUCGCGAACGCCGCGGACGUUGCGGAGAGCACGCCUGCGCUGGAGAUCAUCGACCGCCUCGUCGCGCGGGGCUCGCACUUCGUCGAGUGCCAGCUGAUGGGCGAGGAGGGGCAGGGCGUCUCGCCGUUCAAAAUCAUCGGCAUAUUCACGACGUGA